CUGACAUGCUGAAAAGGUUGGAUGAAGGACCAACUUUAGGCACCACUAGCAUGGUUGUUCUCUCUCUCUUUUUUUCUUUCUUUUUCUUUUUUUCUCUUGCUCCUCUCCCACCUGCAACCCGUUAGCCAAUCAGCCCAGGUAGUUUGUUCCAGCUUUUGCUCUCCCAGUAUUUAUACACCUCUUCUCUCUCUUCUCACUUGUUCCUCUUGUUAUUUUCCUAUUUCUUCCCUGCUGCAUUUUCAAUUGGAUUUUCAGUUUUUGUUCUCCUCUGCCUCCCUGUGAUCGGAUCUUUUUUGUAUGCUUUUUUUCCGCUCCUUUUUUCUUUAAAUCUAGCAUUCAUUCGACACCUCUGCCUCACUGCAUUUUGAUCCACCGUCACCGCAUGACAAAAAUCAAGUCGUCAGUAAAUAAGAAGAAGAAGAAGAAGAAGAAGAGGUGUUGGAGCGAUCGGAGCCCACCUCUCCUCCUCUCUCCUCCUCCCGCUGCCAUUGGUCGGAGCGCAGCGGGCUCCGGUGCCGAUGAUGCUUUGAAAGGGGGGAGUAAACAGAAAGCUCACGUCUCUCCCGCUGCGCGCACACUGCACGCACGGCGAAAGUGGAGUGAAAAUGCUUGUCCCCCCUCGACCGGCAGCCCAGCCCGCCAGCCGUCCACUUGUCCCCCUGAUUGUUUUUCUGCUGCCAGCCCGUCACACUGCCUCUGUGCCCGCUUUACGUGAGGAAUCCGGAGCGGCAGGAGGAGGAGGCGAAGGGAGACGCGAGGGAUCCGGAGAGCCGUCACCUCUAUAGCGCAUCAGUGGGAAGGUAUGGAUGCGCGGACAAAAGGACGCUUUCUCUUCGCCGUGGGCCUCCUGUGUGGGUUUUACUGGCCGGCAUCAGUCACCUCCAAAGGCGCCCCGGCCGGCCAGGCCGACACGCUGCCCUCGGCGCAGGGCACGCUGCCACACUUCAUCCAGGAGCCAGAGGACGCCUACAUCGUGAAAAGCAAUCCCAUCAAGCUGCGCUGCCGAGCCACGCCCGCCUUACAGAUCUUCUUCAAAUGCAACGGGGAAUGGGUGCACCAGAACGAACACACGUCCCAGGAGUAUAAAGACCUCAACACCGGGCUGAAGGUGCGUGAGGUGAUGAUCAAUGUGUCCCGCCAGCAGGUGGAGGACUUCCACGGCCCCGAGGACUACUGGUGUCUCUGUGUGGCCUGGAGCCACCUGGGCACCUCCAAGAGCCGGAAGGCAACUGUCCGCAUCGCCUAUUUGAGGAAAAACUUUGAGCAGGACCCCCAGGGGAAGGAGGUGCCCAUCAACGGGAUGAUCGUUCUGCACUGUCGCCCUCCAGAGGGAGUUCCAGCAGCGGAGGUGGAAUGGCUGAAAAACGACGACUUGGUGAGUUCACUGACCGACAAGGUGGACACCCGGGCCGACUACAGCCUCAUCAUCAACGAGGCUCGCUUGUCCGACUCGGGCAACUACACGUGUCUGGCCAUGAACGGCGGCUGGUCGCUGUGGACGGAGUGGUCGGCGUGCAACGUGCCGUGUGGGCGGGGCAUCCAGAAACGCUCCAGGACCUGCACCAACCCGGCGCCGCUGAACGGAGGCGCUUUCUGCGAGGGCAUGUCCGUGCAGAAGAUCACCUGCAACGCGCUCUGCCCAAUUGACGGCGGCUGGGACGAGUGGAGCGAAUGGACGGUGUGCAGCAGCCAGUGCGAACGGCAGCGGAGUCGGGAAUGCAACUCCCCGGCGCCCAGACACCGAGGCAAGACGUGCGAAGGGAGCAGCAAGGCCACCGAGAACUGCACAGACGGACUGUGCACCCAGAAUCGAAAGCUGCUACAUGAUGUUAAACCUCAAAACAUGGAGAGCUCCAUCGACGUGGCUCUGUACUCGGGUCUCGGAGCAGGAAUCGUUGCCGUGGUAAUCCUGGUUGUGGCCGUCAUGCUGUAUAGGAAGAGCCACAGCGACUACGGCGUUGAUGUGAUUGACUCUUCGGCUCUCACUGGGGGUUUCCAGUCCUUCAACUUCAAGACGACCAGACAAGGCAACCCGCUGCUCCUCAACUCCUCCAUGGCGCCCGACAUGACGGUAGGACGGACGUACAGCACGCCGCUCUGCUUCCACGACGGCGCCGACAAGGAGCUCUUUGACCCGCUGCCGGACAUCAAAGUCAAAGUCCAGAGCUCCUUCAUGGUGUCUCUGGGCGUGGCCGAGCGCGCCGAGUUCCACGCCAAAGCGCCCGGCGAGUCGUACCCACAGGACCUCGGCUGUGACUUCUGUAGCACUGUGGACAAACGCAAGAAGGGCCCGCUGAUGCUCAACGGGCCCCUGAGCGGCAGCAGAGAGCAGCUGAGGACCAGCGGCGUGUUUGGCCAUGUUGGAGGCCGGCUGGUGGUGCCCAACACAGGGGUCAGCCUUCUUGUUCCUCACGGAGCCGUGGCGGAAAAUAUGUCCUGGGAGAUGUGCCUGGUCAUCAAUCAGGGCGAGGCGAGCGCCCAGACACUGGAAGGCUGUGAAAUCCUCCUGGGCCCAGAGGUGACGUACGGUCCUUCAGGCCUGGAUCUCUUUUGCCCCGUUGCCAUGACUGUCGCCCACUGUGCAGAGGUGGAGGCUGAGAACUGGAACAUUCAGCUCAAGAGAAAAACCCAGGACGGCAAAUGGGAGGAAGUGAUGUCAGUGGAAGAGGAGUCCACUUCCUGUUACUGCCUGAUGGAUUCGAGCAGCUGCCACCUGCUGCUGGACCAGCCGGGCUCGUACGCGCUGGUGGGCGAGCCGCUGACGCAGGCGGCCGUGAAGAGGCUGAAGCUGGCCGUGUUUGGGAGCGUGGAGGCUGGCGCCCUGAACUACAGCCUGCGGGUGUACUGUGUGGACGACACGCCGCACGCCUUUCAGGGAGUGGUGGCCGCCGAGACGUCCAGAGGGGGUCAGCUCCUCGAGGAGCCAAAGACGUUGCCUUUCAGAGCGAACACCUUCAGCCUCCAGGUGUCGAUCCAGGACGUCCCCCAGUUCCUGUGGAGCAUCAAACCCUUUACCACAUGUCAGGAAUUCUCCUUCCCUCAAGUGUGGUGCAGCAACCAGCAGCCCCUGCACUGUGCCUUCCAGCUGGAGAGAUACAGCCCCGCCGCCGCCCAGCUCUCCUGCAAAAUCAGCGUGCGACAGGUCAAAGGUCACGAGCAGAUCCUGCAGGUCUACACGGCCGUGGCCGAGGGUGAGAAAGAGCCAGUUCCAUUUUUUAUGCAGACAGACUGCACCGUCACGUCCCAAACGGGGCCCAAGGCCUUCAAAAUCCCACUGUCCAUCCGCCAGAGGAUCUGUGCCACCUUUGACACUGCCAACGCCAAGGGCAAGGACUGGCAGCUCUUAGCCCAGAAACUCCACCUGGACCGUAACCUGAGCUACUUCGCCAAGCAGCGGAGUCCCUCCGCUGUCAUCCUGAGCCUGUGGGAAGCUCGUCACCAGGACUCUGCCGACCUUGACUCUUUGGCCAGCGCCUUGGAGGAAAUUGGCAAAAUCCACUCCAAAAGCUCCCCAAAGGACCCGGACGAAGCAGAGCCUGACCUCAAUCACAUAGAAGCGGGCAUCCUUUACGGCACGGCCAAUCCUGCGGCGGUUCCGGAGGGCGAGGACUGCGCUCCUGAAUACACGGGCUGAGAGGAAAGGUCGGCCGGCUCUAACUGGCAGAGCAGCGCGCGUGUGCAUGCGCGCUCGACCGCUGACGGACAUGGCGCUACCCCUGCAGCGCGUCGGGAGGUUGUCUGUGAGCGGACAGUGGCAGCGGUCAGCACGGCGAGCGAUCACAGCGGGCCGAGGUGAACCAGCUCCUGCUGUGGAUCUGCCCUUGUGUUUUAACGGAUCUGUGGACUGACUGUAAAUCUUUGUCGGCAUUUCCUCAGUUGUUUUUUUUGUUUUGUUUGUUUUGUUUUGUUUUGAUUUUUUUUCCCAGCUCUUUGUUUUAAGUUUAUGUCUUUUGAGCAUUCAUUAGUUUUGACUUUUGCUCAAAAUAUAAAGGAUUUUUUAUUUCGUUUAGUUUUUAUUUUCAAACACACCCUCUCCUUUUUAUCUCAACAACGAGGAAUGGCGUUUUGUAUGUCCAUCCUUUUAUCUUUUUUUUUUAAGCUGGAUAUUACUAACAUCGUUGUGAAAGUGAACUUUAAAAGCCAGAUAUUCAAAAGUCAUUCAUUUUCAUACCCUUAAAAAAACUCUAAAACGUCAGAAAACCCUUCGUUUGCAUUAUCAUUUCCACCAAAACAGAAUUAUCAGCAUUAAGCAACAUCAGAAUUUAAACUGGAGAUGGAUGAAAACAAUGUGGAUGAAGAGGUUUGAUCACUGUGCUGUUAGUUUGUUACAGUUUGGGAGGAAGCUGUAGAGCAUCAUUUCCUGUCUGGGGCAUCUUAUCACCUAAUUACCACCAUGAGCUCCCACAGUGGACCUCAUAUCAGGCUCUGACACAUUUCGACUAAACCACCCAGCAAACACACACACACAAUGUAGACACUUUGUGAAAUGUGUGAACACUAUCUGACAGUGGAAUGCAUUAAAGUCACAACAGCUUUGAGGUUGCAGAAACUAAAGAUGUUUUUAGUUUCUCAUUUAAAAAUGGCUCUAAAGUAUAAAACACCAAAUCCAGAUGACAGAAAGAAGGAUGUAUUUGACUGAUUCCUGGUAUACUACUAAAGUUAUUGUUAUUACGCUUUAAUCCAGAUGACACCCAAAAGCAUUUCUGUUGUUUGGUAAAGGGCUAAAACAGAAAACUAGUAGUUCAAGAAAGCAUCAAAAGCACUCCACACCACAGCAGUGCGAGGAUGACUGGUAGUUAGCAAGAGCAGGAGCUUGAAGACAAACCCUAACCAGACAAACUAAACACCGCCAAGCCCUGAACGUGUACUAAUAUAUUCAAACAGUGGAACUCCUGGGGAUUUGUAAUGUGUGCCGUCAAAUUGGCAACCGGCCCAUCUACACAGUUCUGCUCAAUUCUCAUCACCCUUAACUGCUCCAUCUGGGCUUUCUCCCAUUCAAUUUGAUUUCUCUGGCAGAAAUUUUUCUUCGACGAGAUUCGAAAACAAUCGGUAAACAACAUCAUCGUUCACAACUUCUCCUUCUGUUUGCCAAUUGUCUCUAUAGUUUUAACAAUGGCAGUUGAGGAAGUCAACGAAACCAUUCAGUCCGUGUUGGCCACGCCUCCAAAUGUUUCUUAUCUUAUUAUAAUUAGUAUUCACAGCCAUCUGGUUCUUCUCAUCUCUACUCUCAUCACAAUGGUGGAUGGUUGUUUAUGGCGCAGGUCAUUUCUGGUGCAAACGUUAGCAACCGGCUAAAAUUUACAACUUCAACAGAACUUCACGCCUCCAGCAAGCAAUUGUUUCUCAAUAGCUGAGGUUCCACACACUCCAUACGAAGUAAAUUGUAGGGGCUGGUUCUUAUUAGAAGUUAUUUAGUUCCUCACUUCCUGUUAUUUUGCAUAAGGUUGAAGGUCCAAUGGCUAGUGCAACUUAUUGUCUUGUUUUCUUUAAAAGAGAAACUUUUCUCUCUGUUUAUGUUCAGUUUAAAGUGGAUGAAGAUUUUAAAGUAAUCCACAUUUUUUUUGUGAAUCCACCAUGAAAUGAGCCAUGUUUUGUUUCACAGUUUUCCUCAGCACCGCAGCACUCGUAGUUUUCCUUUCUGUACCUGCAGUUAUGAGGUUUUGUCUAAGAACGUUAAAAGAAACCUAACUUUUGAAGUUUCUUUAUGUUGUUGUACCAAACAUUAUGCUUAACGGACUCCCCGAAACUCAGCAGUUUCCCAGUGUCAGCCGUGCUCAUGUAGAUCUAGUCUUGUUUUGAUACUUUUUAUGCUACCAUUGUAUUCUCCUGCUGACCAGCAGAAUCAUUUCACUACUUGUUUUUUUAUUUUUGUUCAAAUGAAGGCAAGCUUUGUUCUAAUGUCAGUAGUGUUUUUAUCCAACCUGACUCCACAUUGUGGCAGUAAACUACUUUGAUGUUGUGAAGCUACUACCCAAAACUUCACUUUUCCUACUGAUGGACUAGUCAUGGCUAUAAUUUCCAUUCUGAGGGUAUUUUAAAUCUUGUUUUUUAUAUAUAUAUAUAUAACAAUUACAUCAACAUGCCAAGAAGCAUGUUCAUGUAAUGGACGAUAGUUUGAAGCCGAUAGGAACAUUUGGGUUUGUCCAACAAUCCGCAGCCAGAUUAAACGUGAGCUGAGCUAGCAGUUUCUCCAGAACCUCCACUCACACCUGGACAGCCUCCUGUGUGACACCAGCAGGCUUAUGCUGAACCUUUUAUAGUUCAACUAAAAUGAUACUUCGGUGGUUUCGCCUUUUCACAGAAAAAAACCUGUGGUAGGGCCAUCAAUUUUUUCAGCUAACAUCAAUGUUGUGACGCUAAGCUCAAGCUAGCUAGAGACUACCAACAAGAUCUUGAGUCCGCCAGGAAACCUGGGAAAGUGCAGCCACAGCCCGUCUUCAAAGGCAUUCCAUAAUCAACAGUCUGCUGAAAACCACUUAAAACACUUUUGGCGUACUUGCAGUAUAUCAAAACACCCAGCAGCAUUAACCAACACAGCUUUAGCGUAGCAUAGUGACAACUUAUCAUCAUCCACCAGUGAGGAAUUGAGUAGUUUGUAUCCACAUUAUUCCGAGGACAUCGUCCUCUUCGGUUGUAUUUGUUUGAAAUAGCUAAAAAAGCAAAUAAAAGUGGUCAGUCAAGCUAGCAUUUUGUUUUUGUGUUUUUACUGCAUUUAAAUUAUACAAGUCAUGACAAAAAAAAUAAACUGAAUGAAAGAGCAAGAUUUAUUUUUGGCUAACUACAAAUUUCAAUAAAAAGUCAGAUAACAAGCCACAAUAAAAAUCAAAGACGAAAGAAACAACAUUUUUUUGCACCUUCAUUUACAUGUCAAUGAAUGAGGUGUCUGCUUUUUUCCCUCAGAUAAGACCAGUUAUUGAUAACGAACGUGUAACCGAUUAUCUCGCAAUUUGAAAAUAUAAAAUCUUUGCUGCCUAUCUUUUUUCACCCACAUCAACAUGUCCUGUGGCUAUUGCUGUUGUUUUAUUGCUCAUUUUUCCAGUGAAAACGGCUCAUCUGUAUUAGGGAAACGCACCUCAGCUUUUCAUCGGGUGUUGCUUUGAACACAUCAAAUUAUUUCUGACCUGCUACUGUACAUUUGAGUGGUUGUUGUUGUCCCGCUAUGCUGGUGAAAUCUCUUUAAUUUCCCGAAUCAUCUCUAUGCAUUUCAAACAGAUUAUAGAACUCCUUUUGUAUACUUUAAGUGAAAAGUGUUCGUGUUUUCUUUCCUUCCUUUCAAUCAACUGUGACUGAUUUUUGUUAUUCCUGCGGGAUAAAAAGAGAGUUUCUGUAGGAGCUAAGCUGCUGUUGCAUCAAGUGUCCAUGCCCCUUGUCUCCUGUCACACUUUGCGUCCCCCCCCCAGCAGCCUGGACGUGUCCCAGUGACAUCUGCUGUGUCUCAUUAUAACCUGAAAGUAAUGCUCACAUCCUCACUGUGUAUAACCCUGUGGUGUCAGAUAUAAUCCUGUUUCAUGGGAGGAAACGUUCACUGUCGUGUCAACGGAGUUGGUUGGCCCCAUGCUCUCUGUUGCUACACGCAUGGCCUUCGGCUUCAGAUCACUAUUCUUGUGCCUUGUUUACCUACUGUAAAUGGUGAAUGUUGUAAAGUACAGGUGAUGGGAAGAACAACAACAACAACGA
Messenger RNA from Gambusia affinis (western mosquitofish), 7677 nucleotides. RefSeq names its product unc-5 netrin receptor Db (gene unc5db). The coding region runs from base 803 to 3634 and encodes 943 amino acids. The record is from RefSeq and is a predicted model, not a curated record. Gene Ontology annotation, cellular component: membrane. The transcript is spliced from 18 exons. Gene Ontology annotation, molecular function: protein binding; netrin receptor activity. NCBI's taxonomy places the organism in Eukaryota, Metazoa, Chordata, Actinopteri, Cyprinodontiformes, Poeciliidae. Gene Ontology annotation, biological process: netrin-activated signaling pathway.